AUGGCCGGAAAAUCCUCUCUGCACGCGCAAGCCACGGCUAUGUCGUCAGUGCCGUUCAGCGCUGUGGAGGACGCGCGCGCGGCCGGGCUGUACGUGCGCAUUGGCCCUGAGAAGCUGGCCUCGCUUUCGGCCGCGUUCUACGAGCGGGUGUACUCGGACGAGCCGUGGUUCCGCGCGCUUUUCGCCAGCACCUCGCGCGCUGCCGCAACGCGCAAUCAGGUCGAGUUCCACGCGCAAGAGUUCGGCGGCCCGAGGUUGUACGAGGAGCGCAAGGGCCCCACUAUGCUCCUCGGGAGGCACGGGCCGUAUGCUAUUGGAAAGAGAGAGGCGGAGAGAUGGCUGGCUCUAAUGGAAGCCGCCAUUGACGAUGUCGCCAUUGUAGGUGAGGAGGCGGCGUUGCUUAGGGGCUAUUUUAGACAUAUGGCUUGGUAUAUCGUAUAUGGGAGGGAGCUGGUUAAUCCGGCUCGCACCGUCGGGUAUUAUGGAAAACAUCAGGAGGGAGAGGUAUGA
Messenger RNA from Chondrus crispus (carragheen), 510 nucleotides. RefSeq names its product 2-on-2 hemoglobin. Bases 1 to 510 code for a protein of 169 amino acids. The record is from RefSeq and is a predicted model, not a curated record. The transcript has a single exon. NCBI's taxonomy places the organism in Eukaryota, Rhodophyta, Florideophyceae, Gigartinales, Gigartinaceae. Gene Ontology annotation, biological process: oxygen transport. Gene Ontology annotation, molecular function: oxygen carrier activity; oxygen binding; heme binding.